CGCGUGACGUCGCGAGGGACCAGGAAGUUGCCGCUCCGCCCGUGCACUUAAAUCCGAGGCCAAGCCGCUUGAGCUGCUAUACCGCUCUUGUUUUCAGAAGCGACCUGCCCACAACAACAACAAGGUGAGGCUCGUCAACAACGUGGCGGUGUUUACUCUAGAUGCGUGGCGGCGUUCACUCUGGACUCGUGGCGGUGUUCAGUCUAGUAGCAGUGGUUCUUAACCUUGUUGGAGGGGCUAUGAUUUUUUCAAAUUCAAAACGUAGGUAUAUGGUUUACUGGUGCACAAAAUUAACCGUGCAUCAACAUCACUGUUCAAAGAACAAAACCAGCAAAACAUGAUUUUCACACAAAAACAAAACAUAAUAAUGAAUACUUACUGCAAAUCAGUGUGACUUCUGCUGUUGCCUUUCAGAGACCACUAUGGAAACCUCAUUUGCCAGUAAAAAUAUAAUUGGUUCUUUACCCUUCUAUCUGUCAACAAAACUGACACCUUUUUACAAGGAGUCAUGUUUGCAUAGACCGCAAUACCUGCAGUCAUAAUACAAACAAAAGAACAUAACUCUGAUAAUGUGCACUGUCCUUGAAGUUGAUUGGUCCACACCCGAGACAGCUUUCCUUAGAGCCUAGUCUCACAUGGGUUGGACCAGAUGACGCCAAAAGGCGCACAACUCAAAGACAAUGCACCAUCAGAGUAUGAGAGCUCGGGGCAAGCAUCUACACCAGGGGUCGGCAACCAAAAUAACAAGGAGAGCCAUUUCUUUCCAAUUCGGUACAAAAUUCAGUAUUUCAAGAGCCGCAAUGCAUCUGAGUACAUACUGUACAUACGUACAUAUCGUCAAGAAGCAGCCCGUAAAGAGCCGCAUGCGGCUCCGGAGCCGUAGGUUGCCGACCCCUGAUCUACACUAUGGAAACCUCAUUUGCCAGUAAAAAUAUGAUAAUUGGUUCUUCAAGGACAGUGCACUUCAAGGACAGUGCACAAGAAUUGCACGAAGAUUGCAAGCUUCCCUAUAUGUUUGACAGACAACUCGUUCUACUGUGGAUAGGUCUUGGAAAGAUUUGUGCCCUUUGGCAACAUGGAGAAGCAUUGGGAAAAAAGUAGCACUGCUGAUUGUUGGGAUGAACUGUGCAGACUCGUCCUAAGGAAUCCGAUUCACCGUCGGCAGCACUUCGCUUCCAUUUUUUUAGCAAUCCAUGUAUAUGUAGUGUUGUACAAACGGACUCUUCAACGUCUUUUGUAGCACACACUUUUAUUCGUUUUAUGAACACAGUCCCUAUGCACUGAGGGGUAUACGGUCCCCUCACCCGUUACACUCAGAACGUACAAGCCUCCGCACCCUACAGGCUACUUAAUAUCCCGCUCCUUCAAUGUCCUCUGACUGGACCUAGGGAGAUGUCUCGCCGACCACUGGUUACUCUGAACCCUAGCCCUUAUAAGGGCUGGAGGGCUUGGUCCAGGGUCCUAUGCUUCUUCCGCCGUCUUGGGUCUUCGUGUCGUUGAACUCCCCGAGAGCUCUGAGCGCUCUGGCUUUAUACUUGUUCGUGGCCGGGUUGUCCAAUCCCCGGCCACCUUGUGGAACCCUGUUAUUGGUCGUUCCCAAUCUGCUUUAGGAUCCCAAUUCACCCUAUCUGACCCUGACCGUUAGUUUGAGCGGGAAAACCUUGUCAACGAUUAGCUCUCCCAGUUUGUGAACAUCGAGUGGGUAACUCUACUACAUAUAGUAGGAGGGAACUUAAUGGUAGAGCAGGUUGGCAGCAAAUGGGUCACUUGGGCACAAAACCAAGAACGCCAUCAGGGUGGUAUCUUGUGGAGCCAGGGCCUGUUGUUGGGCAUUUCCUUUGACGUAGAUGCGUUGACCAUUUUGGAGGUGAAGUGCCAAAUGGACGACUGUGGUGGGACGGUCAUGGAUGGGGAAGCCAAGAAUUCAGCAAAUGGCCUCAUUGUUGCUGAUUUAUCUCGCUUGUAAAAAAAGUUUUGGUCAUGCUCACUUUGCCUAUCUGUUUUGUAAGGCAAAGAUAGCCAUGUCAGAGCCUUUUUACUUAUAAAUUGCAUGGUGGAAUUUCCCACUUUUUUACGUAAUAUAUAGGAUACUAAGGCUAAGCACACCUGAGGAUUGUACUUUUGUUGAAAAAUGAAGCUGUAAAAAUUUGGCCAUUAUUGGCCAAAAACAGCAUAUGCCGAUAUUCUAUAUUGGGACGUGAACAUUUCAUCAUAAAAUGUUCCACUUUUAAUCUAAUACAUGGCAUACUAAGGGUAAAUACAAUUGAUGAAUGAACUUUUUGUUGAAAAAUGAAGCUAUGAAAAUUUGGCUUAUUUUGGUUAAAACUGGCAUAAGUACCUGAUUUUUCUUUUGGGACGUGAAAAUUUAAUCAUGAAAUUUUCCACUUUUAAAGUAAUAUAGAGCAUACUAAUGCUUAACAAAAUGGAGGAAUUCACUUUUUAUUGGAAAAUCUAGCUAUAAAAUGUAGUAAAUUUUGGCCAAGAACGGCAUUGGUAAAGUAUGCCGAUUUGAUCUUUUUGCUUCAAAUUUCAUGGUGAAAUUUCCCACUUUUAAUGUAAUAUAUAGGCUACUCAAACUCAAUACAACCAAGGAAUGCACUUUUUAUUUAAAAAUACAGCUGUAAAAAUUCGUUCAAUUUUAGCCAAAUACAGCAGAGGUUAGUAUGUCGAUUUUCUGUUUGGGACGUGAACAUUUCAUCGUGAAAUUUUCCACUUUUAAUGUAAUACAUGGCAUACUAAGGCUAAAUAUAAUAUAGGAAUUAACUUUCGUCCUAAAAUAAAGCUGUGAAAGUUGAGCUUAUUGAGCCUAAAAAUGGCACAGUAUGCCGAUUAACUUUUUUAUAUUAGAAAAUUUCAUGCAUGAAAUUCCCCACUUUUAAUGUAAUAUAUAGGCUACUCAGGCUGAACAUAACCAAGGAAUGCACUUUUUUUUGAAAAAAAGCUAUUUUUUUUAUCAAUUUUGCCAAAAAACGGCAUAGGUUAGUAUGCUGAUUUUCUUUUUAUGGACCUGAAAAUGUCAUCGUGAAAUGUCGCCAGCGGUGUGCUGGAGAGCCAAGCCACAACAUCUACAAAGUGCUGCUCACAGCGAGCAGCACCGAUGGAGGUCGUCACGGCACACGAGGGGGUGGGUGGCCAGCACCACGCCCGGCCGCCUUUGUCUCCCUAGUGGCGAUGUUUACACACCGCACCGGGUUCUCGUUUGACGCUGACAUUGCCACUCCCUUUCUGUCAACAAACUUGAACUCUGACCCCGCUCUCUGAAGUCACAGCGCAGCGUGACCUCAUCGGCGUCAAACGCCAUGGGGAGGUGUGCCUCGCUAGUGACGUAAUGUCACCUUCCCCGACCACCGCACUCUUGAGCGUGACGUCACCUCUGCUCGGCCACUGCCGAUUUCUGUCCCAGAGCCAAUCCUUAUUUGGGCAAAGCCACGCCUGGUAACUGGUGGCUCAUUAACAUAAUGUUUUGUGAAAGCCAUUGCGAGUUUAGACCCGCUCAUUGAGGGAGGGGAGUGUCAUCGUACCCCGCAAGUGACGUCGUGUCACCUGCUGCCGCGUGACGUCGCGAGGGACCAGGAAGUUGCCGCUCCGCCCGUGCACUUAAAUCCGAGGUGAGAAAUUCUCAUCGCGGUUGUGGUGGUUGUUGUCGUGGUGGUGGUUGUGGUGGUUGUGGUGGUUGUUGUUUACCGAGGUAGAGCCUCGCUCUCUCUCGUAGGGAUGUCAAUUGAGUAGCAGCGAGCAUGGAAGCGAUGUCCAGGUUGGAACUUAACAAAGCGGGGCCUUGCCUCCUGCCCUCGCCUGAUGGCGUUUGCUUCAAUUCUCUCGCUUAAGUUGAAUUUGUCUUCACCCGGCUCGCCACUUUGUAACUUUUACUUUAAAUAUUAACACAGUUUUUCUUUUUACCAGGCCAAGCCCGCUUGAGCUGCUAUACCGCUCUUGUUUUCAGAAGCGACCUGCCCACAACAACAACAAGGAAAUUUUACCUUAACCCACUUCUACAUGAGGAAGAUUUCGGCAACUCGGGAAGGGAAUGACGUGCUAUCGCUGCCUCUGCAGAAUUGGUCUGAUGGAGCAAAGGCACUCGGCGCGGCUCGGUGCAAAAAGGCAACAAGGCGACCGGUGUGCAUACAGCACGGAUCGUACUGAACAUUUGACACAGCACCAGAGAACUCACACAGGAGGGAAACCCUUCAAGUGUAGUGUGUGUGGGAAAACGUUUGCACGGUCAUCUACUCUUGUAGAACACCAGAGAACACACACGGGAGAGAAACCCUUCAAGUGCAGUGUGUGUGGGAAAACGUUUGCACAGUCAUCUACUCUUGUAGAACACCAGAGAACACACACGGGAGAGAAACCCUUCAAGUGCAGUGUGUGUGGGAAGGCGUUUUCACAUUCAGCUACUCUUGUAGCACACCAUAGAACACACAGGGGAGAGAAACCCUUCAAGUGCAGUGUGUGUGGGAAGGCGUUUUCACAGUCAACUAAUCUUGUAGCACACCAUAGAACGCACACGGGAGAUAAACCCUUCAAGUGCAGUGUGUGUGGGAAGGCGUUUGCAUAUUCAUCUGUUUUAAAAAAACACCAGAGAACACACACGGGAGAGAAACCCUUCAAGUGCAGUGUGUGUGGGAAGGCGUUUGCACAGUCAUCUGCUCUUGUAGUACACCAGAGAACACACACGGGAGAGAAACCCUUCAAGUGCAGUGUGUGUGGGAAGGCGUUUUCGCAGUCAUCUGCUCUUGAAAGACACCAGAGAACACACACGGGAGAGAAACCCUUCAAGUGCAGUGUGUGUGGGAAGUCGUUUUCACAUUCAGCUUCUCUUGUAGCACACCAGAGAACACACACGGGAGAGAAACCCUUCAAGUGCAGUGUGUGUGUGAAGGCGUUUGCACAGUCAUCUGCUCUUGAAAGACACCAGAGAACAAACACGCAUCAGAAGAUCCACAAGGAGUGGUGUCUGAUAUCAGCUUGUGAAAGUCAAAGUGCCGCAAUGAUCCCAUCCCUUAUCAAGCAAGAACCGGAAGAAAAUCCCAGCUUGGACACUUUAAAAGGAAUUGAGGUGAAAUAUGAAGAGGUGAAGGUGAAAUUUGAAGAAGUGAUGGUGAAGAGCCAAGAAGUGAAGGUAGAAUGUGAAGAUGAAGAUUCAAAUCCAAAAUCGGACCUUCACAUCGAUGGAGGCAAUGUGAAGCAGGAGGAGAAUUCUGACUGUGAGGCAGAGCGAGGCAAUUCCCAGCAGUUUGUGGAAGUGGAGGUGUGGGUGGACUUCCGAGAUAAUGCAAAGUCAAAUGCAGACCCGGUAGAUGUGUAAGCCUGAGACGAUGUCGCUCCAAUAGAUGUACCUUUGUUACAGGCUGUUAAUGACAAGAAAGAAGUUGAACACUCGGUUCCUAGGUUCAACCUGCAGGGUAAGAGUGGCCAGUCUUUGUGGACCUGUGGGUUGGGUAGAUCUCUAACCAGGAGCGAGAGCCAAUAAGCUCCCAAGCAUUCACUAUGUUAUCAUAAGUGCAUUUAUAUGGUGCUUGCUUAAUCGCCCCGGCAAUUCGGAGUUUUGUAUCGUAUCUCGUCUCAAACACUCGAAGAGCAUCCCCAAGUAGCAGCUGCCCCUGUGUGGCACAAGGUGGUGGCCCUGCACCGGCCUGCAUGUGAACAAGAGCCUGUUUGGAAUUUGCUCAAUUUUGACCAAUGUGUGCAGUUAUGAUAAUUAAGCUUAGUUUCAUCAUCCAGAGUUGUAUCAAUCAGGAUAACGAUUAUCUUUGAUUAAACAUUUACUGAUUAUCUUAGUGUGUUUAUGUUAUGUUAGGUCUCCAAAUUCAUAUCUUAACGCAGGUUACAGUUCUUAUGAAUAAGACAGUUUUGCAUGGACUUGGAAAGAAACACUCGACAUACUUCUGUUUUAAGCAAUUUUAAUUCUAAACAACAUAUGACACUAACGCGCAAAGGCAAAAGUAUUCGUCAAUACAUUCAUCGGCAAGAUUAUAUUUGUUAACGAAAUGUUUGACCAUAGUGGGUGGGUGCGUGUGUUCGUGGGAGAGCGUAUCUGGCUCUGCUUUAAUUAAUUCUUCAGCGAGACUAUGACAAAGAAACAGGUUUGACACGAUAUUCUCUCUCUGUAAACGUGUCGAUUCGCAAUGAGGAUUUCGAGAGUUUUAGUUUGCAUUGACGAAUCUAUUGGUCGUUUAUGCGAUAAGAGAAACGAAAAUGAAAAGGCAAGAAAAACUUCACACUCUUAUAACUGACGGAUUCUUAAUUACUCAGAGGGCCACGAUUCCUCACGGCCAGCUGGUGUUCAAACUUUAUAAUUAGUCUUCUGAUGAUUGUCUAGGUAGGGUUGGUCCCAUUGUGAGACAGGUGGAUUGUCUCUUGGAUAAAUUCUUGCAUGCCCCGGGGAAAGUAGAUGUGUGUGUGUAUGUGGCUAAAGCACAGCAAGUUGGCACAGUAGGGGGCACAGGUGGUGCAUCAGCCAGUCAUCUCGGUCAUCUCGGUCGGUCGACCCGUGGCACCUGGGUCUGCCCCGUGACCUCCUGCCAGCGGGCUUUCGACAAUUCACGUGGCCUCAAGGUGCACUUGGCCUGGCACAAGCAUCGUGGUGACGUCACCGCCACUUAGUGGCGAAUGGCGGUUGUUGUUGUUGUGCUUCCUUGAGUUUGUGAAUGGGAGAGGUGAUACGACCGACUCGGAGAUUUCCUCUCGCCCGUGCGGGUUGCAGCCGCGACUUUCUCCGCUGGGAGAUGAGCGGCGUCGGCCCGCUGCGGUUCGCGGAGAGGCUUGGUCGCGGGGUGGUGCUUGGCGGCCCUCGGCGCAGGCACCCGUACUCUGACGGCGCAGUGCCGUUCUCUAGCUCUGAUGGCGAGGUGACUCGUUCUCUCUACUGCUGGAUGACGAGUCGGUUCUCGUUGGUGAUGGUCGAUCUGUGUGUGCGUAUUAAACACAUGGCGUAUGCGCUGGCGCUGUCCUCUUCCUCGCGGCCAUUCGAUCAGGCUUUCCCCACUGCUUCGUGCUUUCUGCUUUGCUCGCUUGGUCGAUGCUUGGCGAUUUCCGCCCUUUCUCCAGGUUGCUUGCUGGUUGUCGCUCUGGCGAUGAACGAUGCUUUCGUUCAUUGCUGGGUGGACGUUGGAUGUCUUUGUUGGCUCGAGAAUGAUAACUGGAAUCUCCGUCAGUUUCAAUCGCAGUUCGGCGGCUCAGUGUAGCGAUUCUUCGUAGGUGGUGCAGACCUCAGCUUGUCAAUGCACGUCGCUACUCCGCGAACAUUGCCAUUGUGGAUGACGAGAGAGCUCCUUCGUAGUCAGUGACGAGACGAGAUGAGGCUGAGCCUCGGUGGGACGCUGACCCCCGGUGGUAUACCCCCCAUGGUAUGCCCCCGAUGGUAUACCCCCGAUGGUAUAUCGUUGUUGGGAUUUUGCCUCGGCUUAUAUCGGGAAAAUCCACUCUGUGUUUUUUUAGUUCAAAGGCCGGAACCAUAUAAUUCUUUUUUUUGUUUGUGUGCGUGGACACAUCUGUGUCCGUGUGUGUCGUGUGUGUGUCCGUGUGUGCGAUUUAUUGGAGGAAUAAGGUUCUUCAAAGAAGCAGCUGUCCGUAAUAAUUCUGGAAAGAGGGGUGGGGGUUUCCUCGUGAAACGUCGUUACGAGUCCUCAAACUAAACCAGACUGACGAUUCGCGUUCGCACCGAAAUUGCAAAAUCAUAACGUUUUGGGUUUGGAUUAUGAAUAAUAUUGGUCGCGAAAGCCUACGCGUUAAGCGAGUUCUAUAAUCCCUUCCCUCGCUCUGGGCGUUUAUCCUUUGUUUCACACAGCUUUAAGUUGUUCGUUUGGUUUGGAAGUUAAAAUGAGACUCACUUUGCUGCUUAGUAUUAUUGUGAUUUGAUUGUAAGUGAUUCAAGGUAUGUUGUAGCCGUGUUCACGGUAUUUCCAUCGUGGUUUGAUUUCUUUAUGGGGAGAUGUUAUUUGCUCGUGUGCGCAAAUCUUGCUGUCCGUGCUGCGGGGAGACAAAGACGGUCGGGCUCCCUCUCCCCACUCGCUGCAGUCCUGCGCCCGUACGGUGCGUGUUUUUUAUAUAGAGACAUCUGUUGAAUUCCUUUCUCAUGGGCACCUCCGCUCGCCAUGAAACUUUUUAUGAGGGCCAUUUCCCUGCUUUGUUUGUGCCUGCUCUGUGGCCGUUCCUCUCGGGAAGACAAAGACGGCUGUGAGCCCCCUUUCCCUGGAGUGUUGCAUGUUGGUUAAUUAUGAUAGACUUCUCCACCCUUAACUCUCCUAGGAGAUUCUCUCUAAUUUCAUACUUAUUUGGUUUUGUGUUUAUUCACGAUUUGUGACUUAGCCUGUUAUUAUUUUAUCUGAUAUCCCGGGGCUAGGGAAUGUGUUUUUGGCUUAGGAGUGACCCUGACUGCCAUAAUUAUUCUUUGAUGCUUCGGUCAGGCCGCGUAGAAAAUUAUUAAAGGGAAAUAAUGUCAGUAUUGAAUUAACAAAUGAGGAUUCACGACCCCCUGGUGCAGACUGUAGUCUGGUUUCUAAUUGGAGCGAGGAUAGAUAAUGUUUGCUUAAUUUUCAUGGUUAAGUUGGUAACUUUGUUUAACUAAUAUGGCUCAAAACCUGUCUGUUUUCUUGUUGCCAAUUCUAUUUUUUUUAGCCGUUAAGAAUAUAAUUAUAUUUAUUGUGGCGCCUGUUUCUUGUAUUGUGAGGGGGCCUUUUUGAAGUGUGCGUAUUGUCUUAAGACCCUCUUGCAAUUCCCCCCCCCCCUUUUCCUCUUGUGUGCAAUUCGGGGAGGUUUCAUGACAUUUUAUGGCUGUCUCUUUCAUGCUUUCUGGCCUUUUGAAGCGGUGUGCGUGCAUCUUCCCGUGGAAGCGGGGAACAAGGUUUUUAUUUUACUUUGUUUGCUACAAAGUUUCCCCCGUGUCUAUUAAAAACAAAUAUUAUUGGCAGAAUUAUUCUUAAUAUGAAUUUUUGAAAAAGGGGCAUAGAUACAACAAGGUGGCUUGCACUGAAUCAAUGACGCACUCCCAGAAGUCUGUGCUAGUUAUAGUUUGUGUAAAACAUUCCUUUGUUUUGUGGAGAGAUCGAUAAAUGAAAGAUGUCGUGUCUGCUGAUCUGCUUCAUAGCAAGGAGGUGUUCUAUAUGUUGGAAUCAUGAAAUUUUGAUAAAAAUAAAAACAUUUAAUAAUUCUCCAAAAAACGUGCAAAUCGCAUAAAUUAUGUUAAUGUGUGUAUAUGCAUAAAUUAUGAUAAUCACGGAGAUAAGCGUAGUAAUUUAUGCAAAUGCUUGCGAGUAUGUUAAAUGUGUGCAGUUAUGAUAAUUAGGCUUAGUUUUGUUUAUCCAGAGUUGUAUCAAUCAGGAUAACACGAUUAUCAUUGAUUAAACAUUUACUGAUUAUCUUAGUGUGUGUUAUGUUAUUUUAGGUCUCCAACUUCAUAUCUCAUCGCAAGUAACAGUUCUUAUGAAUAAGACAGUUUGGCAUGGACUUGGAAGGAACACUCGAUAUGCUUCUGUGUUAACAAUUUUAUUCUAAACAAACAUGUGACAUUCUAGCAUGCAAGUCAAAAACAUACGUCAUUAAAUUCAUGAGCAAGAUUAUGCAAUUAACGAAAAUGAAUGACAAACUUUUACUCGUUGGCGAGAUUAUGCAAUUAACUAAAAUGAAUGACUAAAACACAUUCAUUGGCGAGAUUAUGCAAUUAACGAAAUUGAAUGGCUAAAACUCUUCUAACAACCGUAAUUUCUACUUUCCCACCAGACAUCUCAGUAGUUCUCCCAUGUAUCGAGCACAACCGGCGACUGGCGGAGUUUUAAAACAGGCAUGCAACGAUAUUCAUAUUAAGGCAAUAAAAGCAACUUAUACCCCAGAGGCGAAAGUAUACGUCAAUAGAUUCAUCGGAAAGUAUAAAAUCCUUUUAACGAAGUGUUUGAGACAAGGGUGGGUGGAUGCGUGUUGAGAGAGAGUAUCGGCUCUGCUUUGAUUAAUUCUUGGGCGAGAUUCUAUGACAAAGAAACCGGUUUGACAAGAUAUUCUCUCUGUAAACGGGUCGAUUCGUAAUGAGGAUUUUGAGAGUUUUGAGUUUGCCUCGACGAAUAUAUUGAUCGCCUAUACGAUGAGCGGAACAAAAGAAAAAGGCAAGGAAAAUAACCUCACUCUUAUAACCGACGGACUUUUAAUCACUCUGGGCCACGAUUCCUCCUGGCCAGCUGAUGGUUCAUGUAAUUGAUAAUUAGUCUUCAGAUAAUUGACUAGGGUUGAUACGAUGGUAUGGGUGAAAUAGAUAGUCUCGUAGGUGAGUGGGGCGUCGAUGCGUGCGUGUGUGGGUCUAUGAGUGGGGGGAAGUUGUGGGUACGAACGACUUUCGGACAAGCACCCUCUUGCUUGCGCGGCUGCGGUGAGCGGUUUGCUUUCUGACUCCUCCCUCGGCUGACCCCGUACGGUGACUGACGGCGCGGCCGCGCUCGUUUGCGCGGGCAGGCGGGCACCUCGGCUUGGCGGCACGACAAAGGGGUUUAAGCUCGUUCACUCGUGUGCGGCAGGCGGGCACCUCGGCGUGGCGGCACGACAAGGGGGUUGAAGCUCGUUCACUCGUGUGCGGCAGGCGAGCACCUCGGCUUGUCGAUGCACGUCGCUACCCCGCGAACCUCGUCCUUUUGGAUGACGAAAGAGCUUUGUUGGCGGCGACGAGAGGAGAUGGAGGCCGAAGCCCCGUGGAGAUCUGUGGUGGGGCCGGAGUCCUGAAGAUCUGAGUUGAAUGGAUUUUGCCUCCGCUUAUAUGGGAAAAAUCCACUCGGUUUCCUGAGUUGUUCAAAGGCCGGGUUAUAUAUCUUUUUGUGGGGGUGAACACAUCUGCGUCCGUAUGUGUCGUGUGUGUGUUUAUUAGUUUUAAAGACACAGCUGUGUAAUUCUGGAAGGAGGGGUGGGGGCUUCUUCGCGAACUGGUGCCCCACACGAGUUAUCCAUUGAACCAGACCGACGAUUCGCGUUCGCACCGAGGUUACACAAUCACAAUACGCGUCUCCGAUUAUAAACAAUAUUUGUCGCGAAGACCUACGCGUUAAGCAAGCUUAAUGAUCCCCUCCCUCGCUCUGGGCGUUAUAUCCUUUGUCUCACACAGCGUAAGUUGUUUUUUUUGGUUUGGAAGUUGAAAUGACUCAUUCGGCUGCCUAGUAUCAUUGUGAUUUGAUUGCAAGCGACCCAAGGUAUGCCGUAACCGUGUUCCCGGUAUUUCAUCGUGGCCCGAUCUCCCUAUGGGAAAUGUUAUUUGCUCGCGUGUGCAAAUCUUGCUGUCCGUGCUGCGGGGAGACGAAGAUGGCCGUGCUCCGUCGUCGGAGCACCCUGCGCGUGUGUUUAACUCAAAAACGUGAACACCCUCUCCUCUCUCCGUGUCUCUUGCGAGAGAAAAACAAACAAGAAAAACAGAUGCUCUCGGAAUGUCAGGCACAGACCCCCCCCCCUCCUGCGUGGGUCAUCCCGAGACCAGGCCCCGCCAUACGUUUUUUUUUUAUGGUACGCGUGUGUUUGUGCCAACCGCUGGAAGACAAAGGUGGUCGAGGAGAUUUAUGCAAUACAUUUAUGUGGUCCUGUGUGUUACAUUUAUUCGUGAUAUUUCUUAUGAGUUCCCUCGGUCUUAGUAUAUCGUGAUUAUUAUUCGGUCUAUGUUUAAUGAAUAUUCGUGAUGAUCCUCGUUACAUCAUUAUUUUGAGGGUUCUGCCAGGUUUAGUUAUGCGUUUGUCUCCAGGGAUUGGUGUUUAUUCUGAGUUAUUUUUAAUGUCUUGAGGUUAAGUGUAACUAAGUUCCCACUUAAGCUUUCUGGGAUUCGUAUUCUUUAGUUUUUGGUAAGGUCAUGUAGAUAGAACAUACAAUAUGAUAUAUAUGUACGGUGAAUACGAGUAAUAUAAGGGAAUAUCUAAUAACAAGCCCCUAUUGUUUGCUGGUUAAUUCUUUUUGUUAAGUUUCUACUUUUCGGUAAGGAAAACGUUAAAGAAAACGCGAGUUGCAACAGUUUUUCUCUGCUCUGCACCUUAUCCGUGCAUCUCCAGAUGUUUUGGGAGGUUAGGCCAUCGACCUUUUGUCCAUCUGGAGGUCUCUGACCUCUAUGUGCCCGAAUUAUUACCGUUUAAUGGCCCUCCCCGUUUCACAGAUUCCUGGUGUGCUUGUGAGGAGUAGUGGGUUGUUUUCAUUAUUUAAUUUAAAUAUAUAUAGAUAUAUAAAAAAACAAUUUUUUUUUUAUUGUUCUUAAUAUUAAUAACGGAAAACAGGGCAUAGAUACAACAGAGGUAAUUUUAAAAGCAGAUUUGAAAUGCAUUUUUGGUACAGAUUUGUAUUCGGUUACAAGGCAGAGCACAUAUAGUAGAUGCAUUCUGCACAACAACACUCAUUCGUAUUUUGCAUGACGUCUUAUAUGUUGGCGAACUAGGACAAUAAAUGGUCCUUGCCAAUUAACGUGUGGAUAUUCACAACCAUGGGUUGAAGCGAGGGGCGCCGCAGGCGGUCCUGCUUAACUAUUUACGGCUUUCGGCCAGGAAAAAAGUCACGAAAAAAAUUGCACACGAACGACGCAUUCACGCACACUCCCGAUGCUCUGUUUUGAAGUUUUAAAAUGAAACAACUUUGAACUGUUAUUUUUUAAAUUAGAUAAUUGUAUUGAUUAAAAGCUUAUAUCAUUUCACAUCUGGAAGACUUAAUUGAAAACGACAUUUGGUGUGAAUGUUCUCUUGUCGUGAGGUAAAUGGCCUUACCGGGGUUCGGUUCGAUGCAGACUUGGUUGGGAUCACGGAAUCGAGAUAAGGCGACACAGAGCUGGCCGUGCCAGAAGACCGCCGUCUGCAGAUCGAUUCCAACGUGAUCGAACGUCUGUCCCUGCGCCUCCGUCGUUCAAGCAGGGGGCACGUAGGUUUACAGCGCCCCCUGCAUGAAAACGACAAAGUGCAGCGUUCGUCACAGUUAAAGUAGUGUGUUAUAUAUAAAUGUCAUUUUUUGCCUGCCUGUGUGUUCACGCGCUUGCGAGGGAUUUGUCUCUCUAACAGUGGGGUUUACGAAAACGAUUUGCCAGGUACCACGCUGUAAGCCCUGCGGUUGGCAAGCACUAUUCCUUUUUCACAUCCGUCACCUUUAAAUUAGUUUAAUUAUCGAUUUUUUGCGAUAUUUCAUUAUUUAUGUAGUUUUGCCGCCCGCCGCGGGACAACGCAUGCAAUUGAAUCCCUAGCAACGCACACACGAUCGAUAAAACUUUUCAUUUGCGUUAACAAUGGUUACAAAAUAUACACACAACGCUUAGGUUCAUUCUUCACAGUCUUAUGUCCCCCCCACCCCAAUGCAUGCAGUUACUGCUAUAAAGUCCGUAGAUAUUAAUAUUAGAGCGCUUAGAUAGCAUUAUUGCAGCGUGGGUGGGGAGAGCGGCCCAGCCCCCAGCCUGGCAAUGUGUCACCUCCUCCGGCUUAGCAAUCUAGGUGAGGCCGCUUGCUCUGCACGGGACUAGGCCUCACCACGGCAAUGUAAAGUACAAUUUUAUUGAAUCUUUCGCUAAGAACUCAGGCUUAUUGUUUACUAUUAUGAAACCAAUAAGUUGGCAAAUAUUACAAUAAUAAUGUUUGUGUGCAGAAAACUAAUAUUUCAUUAUUUGGUUGCUAAAUAUUUUCUUGUUUAGCUGUGAUUUUAUGAAGCUGAGACGGUGUACUGCCAAUCCGUGCUGUUGCCUGCUGCCUGCUCAUUAAUUACAGUCAGUGCACUGGCACCAUUUUGGCGAAUUGCCCAAUGAUGCUGGAUGUAAUUAUCAGCGAAACGUCGUACUCAAAAAUUGUAAACGUGAAUUCACUCUUCAACACACCGGUAGGCUAAAGUAGGGAACUUUUUGUCUUUGUCAACGUGACACUUUUUUGCUGAUUGGCCGUGUCGGGUGGUGGAGGGUUACGACACAUUUAUACAUAACGCGAUCUAACCCAACAUUUUUUAUAAUAAAUGAUAUUGGUCGCGAAAGCCUACAUGUUAAACUAUCUACACUGCUAAUUUUGCUUUUGGGCAUUGAUUGUAUGCCAGUCUAUAAUCUGUUGCCUGCUUCUUUACCUCACUCAGUGUACUGCCAGCCUUUCAUGUCGACUGUAUCCUGCUUUUUUAGCUGCUGACCAUAUUGCCAGCUUUUUAUGUCUACUGUAGAAAUGCUUAUGUCAUUGAGUCGGCAUACUGGAAGUUUAUAAUCUAGACUGUACCCUACUUCUCAACUUACCUGUACGUACUGCUGCUCUUUAAUGUAAGCUUAUUUCAUCUUUCGAUUUAAAGCUUUCGUGACUGCAGGGAUUCAUCUUCUUGGUACUUUCGGUAAAGUCACGUAGAAGGGAAGUGAUAAAAUAAUAAAAAUAAAACAUAAUAAAAUAAUUCUCACGACGUUUCGGCCACAACGCAAGCAGCCGUCCUCAGGUGAAGAACAUGUCUGUCGAUAAGACAGAGUCUAAAUGACACGUCUUAGACUUGGAGUGUCUAUUUAAGCUGUGAGGGAGGAGGAAGAGAGCCUUGACAAAAUAAUUUGCAUUUGAAGAGGAAUUUAGCAUAUUUAUGGGAAAUGCAGGAAUGCGAAUAGUGCUAAUUGUGAAAUGCGUGGGAGGUGGGCGGGGGGUUUUCAAAG
Messenger RNA from Lethenteron reissneri (Far Eastern brook lamprey), 14584 nucleotides. RefSeq names its product zinc finger protein 501-like. Gene Ontology annotation, cellular component: chromatin; transcription regulator complex; PcG protein complex. NCBI's taxonomy places the organism in Eukaryota, Metazoa, Chordata, Hyperoartia, Petromyzontiformes, Petromyzontidae. Gene Ontology annotation, molecular function: RNA polymerase II cis-regulatory region sequence-specific DNA binding; DNA-binding transcription factor activity, RNA polymerase II-specific. The record is from RefSeq and is a predicted model, not a curated record. Gene Ontology annotation, biological process: regulation of transcription by RNA polymerase II.